This is a messenger RNA of Paramormyrops kingsleyae, 3853 nucleotides long. RefSeq names its product sorting nexin-5. The record is from RefSeq and is a predicted model, not a curated record. NCBI's taxonomy places the organism in Eukaryota, Metazoa, Chordata, Actinopteri, Osteoglossiformes, Mormyridae. Gene Ontology annotation, molecular function: phosphatidylinositol binding.
GCCGGUGCUUUGAACCGCGAGUACGUACUGUAGGAGGUGCUGCGUUAAUUAAGCGAACCCCAGUUUAAAAUGAAUCUAUUUCCACCCCACCGGGACCUAAAUAACUUUUUUUGUUUGUUUAUACUCUACACAAUAACCUUGUGUUGUACGCAGCCUGACCAGGCGUGUUUAAUUACUGAGUUGAAGUUUUUCUUUACCAGGAAAAUUAUGUUUUGUUUUAAAUACCUUGCGGUGGCGAGCGUGUUAUUGUGUAUGACCGAGGCUGGGAAAAACUACUAUGAAAUUUUGGGUGUGCCGCCUUCGGCCACGGGCCGUCAGAUAAAACAAGCGUUUUACAAGAAAGCAAUGAAGUACCAUCCAGACAAAAACAAUCAUCCUGACAGUGAGGCCGUUUUCAGAGAAAUCGCUGAAGCUUACAAGGUCCUCUCGGCUGAUAGGCAGCAGAAGAGGUAUGAGGAGAUAGGAGGCAAGGAUGAGGUCACGUUUGGGGAACGCUUUGCCAACUUUGAGGACUUCCACAGCCAACAUAAUAGUGAGCCGUUUCAUGAUUCCGGAAACAUCUGGGGAUUCCGUAUGCAGAAAGAAAGCGAAGAUCUGGAAUGGCAAUAUUUUUUUGAUGGUGACUACUUUGACAUCACGGAAGAUCCUUUUAAAGAGUUCAUGUAUGAUUAUUCUGAUGAUGGUAUACAGGCCCACACCGGGCCAGAAUUCUGCUGGGGAACAAUGCAGGGGGAUGGCGGAUCCUGUGAAGGACUUUAGUCAUGCCAUUUGUGUAGUAUUAAAGUUUUCAUUGUAAUGAUGAAGCACAGUGUUUUUUUUUCUCUCCACUUUCUGACCUGUAAUAUAUUUGCCUUCCUGUACAGAAAUGGGUGUCAUUGUUUUGCAUACAGGUACAAGAACACUUUCAAAGUGUCGUCUUUGGUAGUUAUAGAGUAACACAUUGCUACUGAAACCUUUGAAACAUUACCAUAGCAGCAAUUUUAUGACUUUCAUGUGGAAUGAGCAUGCACUUUGACCAAAGAAAAGAAAAUUCCCGCACUAGUUCCAAAGGAAGUUUUUAAUUCUAUGCUUGUCUGUAUAAGGAGAUAGAAGCUGCAAUGAAUUUCCUUUAAAAUCCUGGAAUCCUUAAGUUACAGCCCAGUGUGGAAUACUUCUGCAUAUGGUGGUCAGUGUUUCAGAAAUGAUGGACGACGCGCCUGAAGUUUCAGUGUCUGGUUUUAAUCUAAGUGUUUCCAGCAUCAAAGUGACUGAAGCCAUAAAAAAAGAAAAUUCAUUGGUGUUCGUUGUCGGAGCCCAAGAGUUUCCCAGCAAGAAGCAGCACUUCGUGGACAGGAAAUUUGAGGAUUUUGAGUGGCUUCAGCAGUGUCUGCUAAUGCCAGAUGGCAUUCCUGGGCUUCAAGGAAUUAUAUUUCCACCUUUGCCAGCAAAACCUUGUGCGUUUCAGUCAAACACGCAGGAAAAAAUGAUUAAACAGCUUGGCCUCCUGGGGUUAGAUGAUGACUGGAAAACCUAUUGCAUGGCCUUGGAGAUGUACCUGCAGCUAGUGGUGUCUCACACCACGCUGGGCAAGAACCAGGUCCUGCGGAGCUUCUUUACACAGACUCAGGGACCUGGUGGGCAGGCGGGGCGAAAAGGGAUCCUUAACCGCCUCAGCCAAGCUCUGGAAGAAAUAAAGAAGGAAAAUCACCAGGAUGUUGAUGAAUUCUUUCGAAAUGAGAGGGCCAGCAACUCAUCUCUCGUACGAUUAACAAAAGCUACAACAGAAAGACUCAUUGCUGUAGUGAGGACACAGCAAAACAUUGCCCUUGCUUGUGGACAUUUUUCAACCACUCUGCAUCUUGGAGUUGGGCCAGAUGAAGACCCAGCAGCCAAAACCUUCUCAAAACUAUCCCUGAAGCUGUCUGAAAUUAUUAUCAUUGUUAAGAAAAACUUUGAGUGUGUUGCUGAAAACAACUUGAACAUACUUGGCCUGGGGCUGGACCUGGUUUCACGUUACGAAGAAUCGGAAAAGGAAAUGCUGUUUCGGAGGACCUGUAAGCUAGUCGAGUUAGAACAGAACAGUAAAAACCUGGAGAAAGCCAAACCAGCUAAGAAAGCAAAUAUGGAGGAAAUCAAGAAAGCUAGCGAAAAAGAAUUCAGACACAUUUCUGAUAUUGCCAGACUAGAGAUACAGAAGCUCCACAGGGUGCGUGUGGAGGUCUUCCAGCAAUGCCUGACCUCCUGGUGUGAGAAGCAGCUCCACGCAGCCAGGGAGACCUCUUCAAUCCUCAGCCAACACCUCUGUGCAUUCAAGCAGCUUGACAGCACAGAAUAGCCAUCAACCUGUUAUUUUUUUUUGUGUUUUGAUCAUAAAUCAAAUAUGGCCACAGCCCAAUAAUUUCUGCUGCUAAUGAUUACUUUGACAGAGAUGUUGACUGCUGUGACCCCAAUUCCAAACAUAACUAAUGAAUUAAGUGGGCUUAUCAUUGCAAUGUGCGAUUCCCAAAUUUUCAGAUGUUUCAUGGACAUUUGCCUUCCAUUUGUUUGUGACCUGGGUGCCAGUGUGAUUGUGUGCUGCUGACAGGACAAACAACCCAGUGGUAUUAGGCGGUUUCACACCACAGGAACUUUUUUUCUGGAACCAGAACCUUUUUCCAGAACCAGGAACUCUUGUCUUGUUCACACCACAGGAACUCGGCCCAAUUGUAGUUCCUCUGAGGCAGUUCUGGAACCCUUUUUUAGUACCUACUCCAGACUAUGAGUGUUUCUCAAUACCAAGAACACAAAGAUCGUACUUGUGGUCUUGGCAAGACCGGUCUUGCUAACUUGACUCCCAAGAAUGAACUUGGGGUGCAAUGAAUCAUGGGAUUGGUCUUGCUUGGCCAGUUUGCAACAGAUGUAUCCUUGAUAUUUGGUGUGGGGAAAGAACGACAUCCAGGAAUUUUUACCAUCCUCUGUGCUUCUGUUCUUGAGCAUUGGAUCUGCUCUUUGGCAAUGGAAGAUGACAUAAAAUGGGUACAUGAGAACUCAAGGACGGUCAAGUACACAUAUUGAGAAACACUCUAGGAGCUUUUCGUUCAAACACAAACUAUUGGGGAGGUGUUACAGUGACAGGUUGCUGAUUGGUUGACCACAAGCACCAGCUCUAACUUGGAAGUUACGUGGAAGCGCAUAAAAAGAGAAAUUGAGCAGAUGGUAUUAUUUUUUCGUACGCCAAUUACAUUUAAUGCAUCAACUAACAAACUUUUUUCUGGAUCAGAAAAUUUUUUCGCUAACCAAUAUACUUUAACCUUUUAUUCUGAGGAAAGCUAAAGAUUGAUCUGCUGGCCAGUUUUAAUAAGAAUCAUAUCGCGGGUCAUAUAAGUAAAAUAUAAAUAAAAGGCUGUGUUCCGUUUUAAUCAUGAUCGAUCCCCCCAAUAACAAAAGAAAUAACUAACGAAACGACUUAUCCUCCGUUGUUUUGGUGCAGAGGUGUAGUUUCGUAUGGAAUCAUGUGUGAGGUUUAACCUACGAACUUUUUGCAUCUCCCGUGCUUAUUUAGCAUAAAGGUCCUAGUUCCUGUUGUGUGGUGGCCAGGAGCUACAAACGUUCCAGGUCGAGACCAGGUUCUGGAAUAUGCAGUUCCUUUGGUGUGAAAGCACCUAUUGUUAUUCUACGGCGUCUGCACCGAACGCCUUUCGCAAAUCUCAAGCAGCUGCCACAUCCGCAGGGGUCACUCAGACUAAAUGAUGGAGAAUUGAUUGCCAAGCUGGGAAUUUUAAAUGUGAGUCUGUGUUGUUUUUCCCUCAUCUUUUUUUGUCCCUGAGGGCCAGACAGCAUGAUUUCUUACUGUGUUUUGUUGCUUUACUGAUCUGUGGGAUUCUGAAUAGUAAGU